This is a messenger RNA of Aureobasidium subglaciale EXF-2481, 2169 nucleotides long. RefSeq lists its product as uncharacterized. The coding region runs from base 1 to 2169 and encodes 722 amino acids. The transcript has 3 exons. The record is from RefSeq and is a predicted model, not a curated record. NCBI's taxonomy places the organism in Eukaryota, Fungi, Ascomycota, Dothideomycetes, Dothideales, Saccotheciaceae. Gene Ontology annotation, cellular component: cytoplasm.
AUGCCUUGUGUCUCUGGAUCCAGCACAAAUCUGGCUGGCAUGAACGGCAGCAAGACCCCACCACUCGGCGCCAGACCCGCUCCAUCCAACAACAACAGCAGCCGCUACAGCAUCGCUGGUUCCGUCAACGGCUCCCCCAAGCCCACGCAAUACACUUCUCCGCUCGCUCCUCGCGUCAUCUCCGCAUCCGAGGGUUCUUGGGUCCAUCAAAAGGUCCUUCUCAUAUACGGUCAAGUCGGCGACCCGUCACAGCCCUUAGAUGGUGAUCUCACCGUCUGCUCGCACCAAGACUGCUUCCCUCCCAUGUCCUGGCCCGUCAGCGACUCCCACUUCAAAGCACUCGUAUACCUCCAACCAGGCCCCAAUCGCCUUCGUCUAGACUUCAUCCCUCGCCAGCGUCGCCCCUCACAAGGCCAGAUCAACGGCCAACCUGCUCAUUCCUCCUACUUCCAGAUCAACUACCUCCCCAUGAACUCGGCACCACCUCUUCAUUUGGCCAUUCUGGUUGCAAAAGACUCACCCCGCACAUUUGACGCUGUCCCUGACCGUGUCAAGUCCGAGGGUAACGGCUUGGAGACUGCCGUGAGGAAGUUCAGGAUGGCUGCUUAUCUGUGGCAGGCCUUUACCGGCGAACAAAUGAACCGUCAUGGUUUCGGGCGUCGUUGUUUCCGUUACGAGGAAGAAUGGCAACCUGGCAGCUUGACUGGACGCGAUCUUGUGACAGGCCAGAUGCGCAACGAGGCCAAGAUCCACAUCAUCACCUUAAACAAGACCGUCGCCGAGAUUCAAGAUCUCAACAUUGCCCAACAAUACGGUCCCGCCAAACAGAAGGGCGAUCUGUUUUCCAUCGCCAUGGAUGCUGUAAAGAACCACUUCAAGCCUCGACCCGGCCAGAAAGAAUACGUAUCUUGCAUGUACUUGGACACACACUGGGAUUCCAAGGCUGGUACAGUCAGGGGCCAUGCCGCUCUAGGUGGUGGCGACGAACAGGUGAAGCUUGCCGUCUUCGGUUCUCACUCUCUGCAGUCAUAUCCUGCUCAUCUUGAAGAAGUUGUGCCAGCGUUUACUGAUUGCACAAAAACCGACACCAACUAUGUCGCCAACGACUGCAACGAAAGCGGAAGCAACUGGGAGGCUGCUAACAUCGGGAUUGGCGCCCACAUGCAUGAGACUGGUCACCUGUUUGGCUGUCCCCAUCAAGAAUCGGGUGUCAUGCUCCGCGAUUAUGUCCGUUUGAACCGUACCUUCACUACGAGAGAACCUUACUCGACUCGCACCAAAUCGCAAGGCAUGCGUCUUUGUCUCCAACAGGAUGAGUGUGCAUGGCAUCGCUUGGAUGCUUUGCGAUUCAGAUUACAUCCUUGCUUUGCUCUUCCGACUGAUAUCAAUGUCCCUCCGGAAGAUAGCAUCCAAGUCUGGGCUGUCGAUAAAGGAGCUGCUUUGGUCACCGCAAGCACCGGCAUCGCCUUCAUCGAGAUCUAUACCGAGGGGGAUGAUCUUUGUCGUCACUGGAUCGAGUACUUGGACCCUUCUAGUGGAUCCUCCACAGGCGCACCUCGUCAAAUUACAUUGACAGAAGCCGACUUGAGAGCGAGGGUCGGCGAGGCCAACAAGAACAAGAAGCUGAAAAUCAAGGUCUUUUCCCUCGGACAAGGCGAGCAUGAGGUUGCAGACUUUGCUCAGCACGUGAGCAAGGACUCGAAGCUCAAGCUUCCUGACAGCAGACUGGGCUUCCGAGGCUCAAAGGUUGGAUUCUCACAAAUGGACGGAACCAAGCCUCAGGAAGUGCUUUUGCGAUCAUCACACGAGAAGCGCAAGCUUCUGACAUCAAUAAGAGUGUAUCAUGGAUUUGCGCUGGAUGGUAUCGAAUUUGUGUACGAAGAUGGCGAGAACCAGUUAUUCGGAAAGAAAGGCGGUAAAGAGGGCGGCGAUGAGUUCCCCAUCAACGCACGAUUUGGAGAAACAUUGUUGGGAUUCAAUCUGAGAGCUGGCCUCUGGAUUGAUGGCAUUCAGAUCCUGACUAGCGGUGGCCGUCGCAGCGAGUGGUACGGCAACAAAGAUGGUGGCAGCGGUUGUAGUUUGAUCCCUCCCAGAGGAUACAGUAUUGCCGGUGUCUACGGUACCUGCGGUAAUUGGCUUGAUGGCUUUGGCCUGAUCAUCACGCGGUAG